AUGCGGCACACGGCCGCGGGACAUGGCACUACGUGCCUGGCGGAACCGCCCUGGCAGCUUCUCCUCUACGCGUUCCUGGCGGUGGCAGUGCAGGGCCUCCUCUUGCUGAUCCCGGCUCCACAGCUACUAGUGCGAACAGGCCGGCAGCCGGCAACCGCCGGCGAAGGCGACGACGACAUGGAGGGAAUCCACCGGACGGCGACGCUACCGAGGCAUCAGAACAGCCCGAGUCAGAGAACCUCACCUUCGACCCCACGGUGUCGGUCUCCUCAGCGACUUCUGUGCCCUCGCGUCGGGCAACCAGACAUGAUCCUUGGGAGCCGCUUCCUCCACGACCUCGCCAGCCUCCCGGCCUACCACGUGCACCACGAAACCCCGGAGGAGACGAUCAGCGACAACCUCAAGGAGACGAUUGCUGCCAGGACCCCGGGUCGCCAGACCAACAAGGCUAGUUCUUCUACGAGCUGGCACAGCAGGAUGGGUCCAGAAAAGAACGUGAGGUGGCGGGGUGGAACACCACCCACUCCACCGGCGUGGCGCUACGAUUCAAGCGAUCUGCGUGCCUUCAGCAAAUGGAUGAGGAAAGUCGAGAUUUGGCAGGUUCAGAUUGCACACUACAUGACCAAGCGCGAGGCCGCGCUGCUCCUCUACACUUCGCUCACAGGAGAAGCAGAAGCCGAAUUAGAACAUGUUCCUCUUGAGAAGAUCAAUUGUGAUUCGGGGGUGGAGUUCAUAUUGGAGUCGCUUAGAGAACCUAUGGCCCAAAAGACCGUGUAUCAGAAACGCAAGUUUUUGGCCGACUUCGAAAGCAUCAGUCGUUAUCCCAACGAAGGCCUCAGGACCUAUGCAAACCGCUACAGGAGGAUCGAGCGGUCACUUGAAGCAUUGGGGGUUCAGAUCACCGGCAUGUAUGAUGAUGAGAGCCGAGGGAAUAGGUUGCUGGAGAGGGCCCGAUUGAGCCAGGCUGAUCAACGAUUGGUUCUGGUGGGGUCCCGGUACUCACUUUCAUUCGAGGAUGUGAUGGAGUCCAUGACCAUGCAAUAUCCAGAUUUCAGAGCAGCUCCUCCCGUGAUGGGCCGGGAUGGUCAAGUGGUCACCCGCGGCGCCAAGGACGGGAAGGGCGGCAAAUCCCCGAGUACCCCAGGACCUUCGGCUUCGGCUCCUUCAAGGCACCAUGUUCCCGGUCAAGGCAAGGGCGGCUAUCCUCCGAGGCGAGUGUUCGUCACCGAGACCGGCGAGUUCGGCGACCCCGAGGCCAACAAUCACGAUAUCGAGCAGGACUUCGAGACCAUCCCCGAGGGCGAUGACGAGGACGAGCGAGGUGGAGAUCCUGACAACCAUGGUGACGGAGAUGAUGCCGAGGACGGCCCAGAGCAGCUGGAGGACUUAGCCCGCGUCCUCACGGUGACGGCUCGUCGGUUGGCGAGCACACGUCUUGGACGCAAGUACAGCGGUGGCAAAACCUCCCCGGCAGAGCUCAAAAAACGAACCACAUGUGCCGUUUGCGGGGAAGUAGGACACUGGAAGGGGGAUCCAGAGUGCAAGGUUAGUGGCGGUGGCAAGGGUGUUCAAACCUCGAAACCACCCCCUGGCAAAGGCGCUGCUGGGCCAUCACAGCCGGCUUCAUCAUUCAAGGGCGGCGGCAAACAAGGCAAGGGUCCACCUCAUCAAGCGUUGACCGUGACCCACAGCGAUCUCGGCAGCUAUGAGGUGUAUUCCACGGAGUUCGGCCAGGCAUUCCAGGACCCGGCCUACCAGGUGAGCGUCGUGUUUUCAGCACAGAUGGUGCCAGCACUUGGGUCACAGUAUGUCGGCUACAUGGUUCUAGACACGGCUUGCCAACGAACUUGUUGCGGCAGGACGUGGGCGAAGGAUCACAUCAAGCACCUCGAGGCAUUCGGGCUUCACGUGGGGAAGGCGCACAUCCAUGACAAGUUCCAGUUUGGUAAGGGACCUCCUGUUGCAGCAGAUUUUCGUGCUUAUCUACCCGUAAACUUCGGCGAGCACGGCCCCUUGCUCAUCGGCACAGGUGUCCUCAACGCAGACGUGCCGCUUCUCGCCAGCAACGUGCUGCUCAAGGCCUUGGGGAUGAUACUCAACCUUAACAACAUGACCGCCACCUUUGAAGCUUUAGGAACUACAGCACAUGUUGUCAUGAUCAGUGGUCACUUGGCUGUCCGAAUCGAUGCUUUCACUUCGCAUGUCACUCAUGAGUGCCUCGAGCUUCUUGAUCGUGAGAGCUGGGAGUCCGCGGAACCCGAAGUCAUUUUCGGCUUCGAAUACCCGCAUCGCGGGAUUCAGCUGAAGGAUGCUCACUGCGCCACCGCCCUCACUUGCAGCAUGGAGGCGGAUUGUGCGCGGGGUUCGGAACUUCAAGAUUCACUUGUACAUGAUCAUGGUCAGGGCAGCAAGGCUCGGGGUGUGGGAUCGUCAGUGGCUCUUGGAGGCCACGCCACCGCGCCUCGACCCCCAGUUUCAAGUCAGCCAAGCAACAUGCCGGCAUGCGGAGAUACAGCGGUACGGGAAUGCCACGGGCCGGUACAGCCGAUGCAAACAUUGCGCAAAGAGAUGGCAGUGGGACAAAGAUCAAGAAAAAUGGGUUCACAAGCCCUACGUCGCAUCUUCACGCUCAUCGGCACUGCCAUUGCCCUCAUCGGCCAAUACCCUGGAGGCUCCGGCUCGGGCUCCACCCCACUCUUCGACUUCCCUGAGGGCGGCGCGGGCCAAGACGAGCACGCGACGACCUUCGGCGACCUCGGCGGCGACUUCGAGCUUCGCGCCUCCCUCCAGGACGAGACGUUCCCAGGACCACGAGAUCGACCACUGGGCGCUGAUCCACGACACCGAGCCCAUGGACCACGAGGAGAUCGAGGAAACCUACCUUUGGGAGGACGAAGAAGAUUGACUGGAGACCUCGAGCGGACCACCAAGAUCUAUGAGGCCGAGCUCGACGUGUACAGCACUUUGCCUACGACCUCACAACGACCACCGCCUUCCGUGGACAUCCUGGAGAUCUUCGCCGGCGAGGCAAAACCAUCGGCACGUGCAUCAAGGUUUGGUCUCAACGCGUGCCAGCCCUUCGACUUGAACUUCGGUUGGGACCUUAGCCAACCAGACCAGCAGGAGAUGAUAAUGAGUUUUGUUCGCCGCCUGCGACCUUGGGCUAUCAUCAUCGGCUACCCGGGGACCUUCUACAGCGUCUUCGGUGAGAACAUCAAUGACAAGGCCGACGAGUACCUACUUCGCAGAGCCGCGGACCAACCCAUGAGAAGUUUCACCGCGGCACUUUGCCGCACACAAUAUGAGGCAGGCAGACUGUUCUUCCUCGACAAUCCUAAGAACAGCCGACUUUGGAGCCAGACCGAGAUGGCAUCGCUCCUUGACCUGCCCGGUGUCACAACUACCACGGCCCAUUUUGGAGCCUUCGGCGCCGAGACCGCGGACGGCCAGCCCAUCAAGAGAGCGAUACAAAUCAUGUCAAAUUUUCCUGGCCUCAACCGCGACUUCGGCAAACGUCUUUCGGCAACCGACCUCUUCUACUGCACCCCGGUCCAAGGCAACCUCUCGGCUACGACCCAGGUCUACCCGGAUGCCUUCGUGGACCAGCUCCUCACUUCUAUCAAGGGUUGGAUUGCACAACAUGAACCACAACGCUUUGGUUACUUUACGGUGUACGCCCUUUCACGGCCUACUGUGGACGCUGCUGCCUGGGACAACGUGUUCAAGCAGGUGGAGAAAAGCUUCGUCGGCAGCAACCGGCGGCCCUACAUCGUCGACCCCGACUCCACCUUCGGCAAGGAGAUCCAAGACCUCUUCAGGAUGGACGCGGUGCGAAUCCAAGUGGCGAACACUCCAACCCAACGGCGCUUCCACUCCGACAUACCUCACCUGGCGAGAGGAGCCGCCCUUCAGCACAAUGACGGCUCCCGACUCGUGGAAGUGGAACAGCUGGAUGAGGCUGGGCAGUUUGGCGAUCUUGUUCAAGGUGAUUUCUUUUGGGUGAGGCUGUUGAGCGGGGCUUCAGUUCAAGUGCUCGGGUUGGCCGACACAGCAACCGGCUACCACCAAGCAGCUAUCCUUCGGAACAAGUCAGCCAGGGAAGCAUACAACUUGUUGCAUUCCGCUUGGCUGCGCCCCUACGGUCUUCCAGUUCGCCUCCUUCUCGACCCGGAUCCUCUCUUUCAGGGCGAGUUUGAGGAGCUAUUGAGCACCGUGAACGUGAGCUGCGAGUACUGUCCGGCAGAGGCGCACUGGGUGAUUGGAACAGUCGAGAGACGCAACUGUGUGUUGCGUUCAGUCCUUGAGAAACUUAUCAACGAUCACGCCGUGGAUGACCUCGACCGCUUGGACUACGUCCUCACCGGGGCCCUUCAUGCCAUGAACUCCUUUGUGACCGUGAAGGGAAGGAGCCCUUACCAGGCAGUCUACGGCAGGGUUCCAAGGAUUCCGGGCGGCCUACUGACGGAUGAGGGCUCCCUCGCGCAGUCAGUUUCUGAUCCUGGCAUGGCAGCAGAACGAGUCCGCGCGGAAGCAGUGACCCACCUGGCCGCCAUGAACGUGGACCAAGGCCUUAAAAGAGCAAUACUGCGCAAGACUGCCAACACCAAAAUACCGGACCUUCAACCUGGACAGAGAGUCGCUUUCUGGCGGUGGAGGCGGCGAGGACUUCGCAAAAGAGGCGCCUGGACAACGGGCCGCUUCUUGGCCUACGAUCCAUCUUAUCCAGGUAAGCAAUGCUGGAUACGUUCCGGCAAUAGCACCAUUCUGGUGGCAAUGGAGCAGGUGCGCAAGGCGGUGGGCUUCGAGGAUUGGUGUCCAGACGAACAAGACAUACAGUGCCUGAAAGACUCCACCGUCGACCUCAAGGAGAGCGUUUUCCAAGACCUUCGAGGACCACAGCCUACCGAGCACCUACCGGACGCCCUCGACGACCUUGAGGAGAUGCAGCUGGAGACAGGACCUGCCUCGCAGGCCAUCGGCCUCGACACGCCGGUCCCACACAUCGUGGCACCAAGAUCUCCAGCACCACAGGACGUGCCACUUGAACUACCACCUCAGAGGACCGACAACUACAACCUCACGCUCAGCCCUACUUUUCAGCAGACAACCUACGUGCAACAGCGCUUUGGUGACCCACUUCGCUCCGUCAACGCCGCGCCCAAGACACCGCGAACUCCAAGACACACGAGGAGCAGGUCGCCAGCACCGCCACCACGAGAACUACCACGACCUCCUGAGCUUCCUCAGUUACCCGCGGGUGCCUCCUUUGACGAGAACCUGCGCACGGCGGCGUUCGACAGCGCAGAGUACGGCAGCGCCGCCUACCUCGACGAGACCGCCGAGCAGGGACUUCUGUACUACCUGGCGGUCACGAACCUCAAGAACCACAACCGUCACAGCAGCCACAAGAACCUCUACCUGCAGGACCUGAACUACUACCAGCACGUGAAUAGUUCCCAAGCGGCGUCACUUCCAGAGCCUUCACCUACACUUCCUCAGAAGCGCCCUUUUGACUCCCUGACGACACUCUUGGCAGACGGCUUCGAGGUCCACCGCGUACCACCUGGCGAAGACUACCUCACCGGCGUUUUUGGUCCCAAGCGUGAAGCCUUCUACCAGGCUUACUUACAGAGCGACUUUAGGGAGGCAGACGCUCCUGUUGGCAAGAACCCUCGUGAGAGUGACACUUCCGACUCUGACGGCGAGACCGGGCCACAGACAGGAACAAGACUCUCCCGCAAGGACGCCAAGCAGCUGGAUCGAGAGAUUCCCUGGACCACCAUUAUCAGGGGAGCCAAUGUGCCCGACUACCUCGCGGCAAUCGACAAGGAGGCCAAGUCCUGGCAAGAAUGGCAAAGCGUCGAGGCCCUCAGCCACGAGGAGGCACAGAGAGUCUUGAACGACAAAAUUCUUGUCAAAAGAAUCCUGCGAAGCCGUGCGUGUUACAGAGACAAAUCAAGGGGAUCUGGCCCUAUCAAAGCAAAAUGUCGGAUAGUGUGUCUGGGACAUUCUGAUCCAGAUCUGUUCAGUUUGAACAGACAGGCCCCUACUCCUGGCAGGACUGCAGAGCACGUUGCCUUCAUGAUGCUCGUGGCCGGCUCCAACAAGGAGCUCCUUGACUCAGGCCUUGAAUGGGUUGGUUGGAUUGCCGAUGCAGCCACGGCUUUCCUUCAGGGGCAACAGCCACAGCAGGAGAGAAGUCUUCCGCUUUACAUGCGGCCACCGACCGAUGGCCUCAUAGCUCAGACGCCGCAUUGGAAGGCCAAGCUCUACCUCAUCAAGUCCAACAUCUAUGGCUUGGCCAACGCUCCAAGACUCUGGGCGAUAGAAGUUACAACCAGACUUCAGAAGCUUGGCUACACGCAGCACUCUUUUGAGAAGAUGCUCUUCAUGAAACGGAACUCCAAGAACGAACUGGUGAGCGUGAUCAUCGUCUACGUCGACGACUUCCUCGGCGUCUACCGCAAGGACUAUGACAUUGCCGAGGUGCACAACGCCUUCGUUUGGGGGGCCCUGAACUUCUUCAAGAACCAAGAGCCGCUCACGUUUAAGGGCAAGGAGGUCACGCUCAAGCUCAACAACCGGGGACGCUACUUCCUCACCAUCACCCAGAAGGAGUUCAUCUCCGGCUUGACUUCCGGGAAACUACCCAAGGGAGCCGACUUGGACGAGCUCCUCACUCCAGAACAACAGGGCGAACUACGUUCCGUGGCAGGGUGCUUACAGUGGCUUUGCGGACAAAGUCGUCCAGAGCUUUCGCCUUACGUUUCGUUGAACAGUCUCAACUCGAAGAGCACCCUCGCAAACCUGAAGUCCCUCUACUACGCCCUCGACUUCGCCAAGGAGACCUCCGACUGCGGGCUCGUGCUGCCAGACCUGCCACUCAACAUGGCUACUACCCUCGUCUCCUACUCAGACGCUUCGUGGGCGAACUCUCCUGGAGACCUUCGUUCACAGUUUGGCGUGUUGGUGUUCGCAACAACUCCCCAGGUGACGAACACGCCGUGUCUGGGAAGCCUCCUCGACUGGAAGUCGGGCAAGAGCGCCCGCGUCUGCCGAAGCACACUGGCAGCCGAGGCAAUGGCUGCAGACGAAGCAGUCGACCGGCUCCACUUCACGAACCUGUACCUCACUGAGCUGCUGACCGGUGAGAAAGCUUACCGAGUAAAACCUUGUUUGCGGAUGCUGCACGUUGUAGACGCGAAGUCUCUGUAUGACUCGUUAGUUCAAGAGAACCCUCAGACGUCUGAAAAACGUCUCCUCGUCAGCAUCAAGAGCAUACAGGAUAGCGUAGAGCCCGACUCAAUCCAUUGGGUCCCGACAGAUCUCAUGAGGGCAGAUGCUCUUACCAAGCUCUCUCCAGAGCUGAUGCAGAGUUUGUGUGAGUGGUUCGCAGUGCCUUGGCUAGUGCUCAGACAGGUCAAAGAAAAAAAGACCAGUGUUAAAUUUGAGCCUUCAGCUGCGUGUGCUGAUUGA
Messenger RNA from Symbiodinium sp. CCMP2456, 7476 nucleotides. The record is from the annotation of a GenBank genome assembly. NCBI's taxonomy places the organism in Eukaryota, Dinophyceae, Suessiales, Symbiodiniaceae.